Messenger RNA from Aspergillus aculeatus ATCC 16872, 822 nucleotides. Its product is annotated as S-formylglutathione hydrolase. The coding region runs from base 1 to 822 and encodes 273 amino acids. Gene Ontology annotation, molecular function: S-formylglutathione hydrolase activity. Gene Ontology annotation, biological process: formaldehyde catabolic process. The transcript is spliced from 4 exons. The record is from RefSeq and is a predicted model, not a curated record. NCBI's taxonomy places the organism in Eukaryota, Fungi, Ascomycota, Eurotiomycetes, Eurotiales, Aspergillaceae. Gene Ontology annotation, cellular component: cytosol.
AUGUCCGUCACCACCAAAGCCACCAUCGCCUCCUUCGGCGGCAAGCUCCUCAAGCUCAGCCAUGCCGCCACCUCCACCAAGUGCGAGAUGUCCUUCAACCUCUACCUGCCGCCGCAGGCUUUUCAAAACACCUCCCAAAAGAUCCCCGUGCUGCUGUACCUGUCCGGUCUGACCUGCACGGCGGACAAUUGCUCCGAGAAGGGAUUCUUCCAGCACGGCGCCAGCAAGAAGGGCAUUGCCGUGCUGUAUCCCGAUACCAGCCCUCGCGGCCUCAACCUCGCCGGCGAAAACGACGCCUGGGACUUCGGCACGGGCGCCGGCUUCUACGUCGACGCCACCAAGGCCCCCUACGACGCCGGCUACAACAUGUACACCUACAUCACUGAGGAGCUGCCCGCCGUGGUGUUCCAGGCGUUCCCGGUGUUGGAUGCGGACCGCUUCCUCCGCAACCCCGGCAAAUACAAAUCCGUGUCGGCGUUCGCGCCCAUCUCGAACCCCAUCAACUGCCCCUGGGGCCAGAAGGCAUUUGGGGGAUACUUUGGCGAGGAGCUGCGCGACACCAAGUGGAAGGAGCAUGAUGCGACGGAGUUGGUGAGGAGGUGGAAGGGUGGGCCGCUGGAUGUGUUGAUUGAUGUUGGUACCGGCGACAACUUCUACAAGCAAGGUCAAUUGCUGCCCGAGAACCUGGAGAAGGCCGCCCGGGAGGCCGGCGUCGAGGGCAUCAAGGUCCGCUACCAGCCGGAUUACGAUCACAGUUAUUACACGAUGGCGACGUUCUCGGAUGAUCAUGUCGAGCAUGCGGCCAAGUAUCUGUUUGCUUAG